GUUGAACUGAGCGGAGGUGAAGAAGAGGAGGAUGAAGCUGGGAGCGGAGGAUGGGAGGAAGAGUGGAAUAAGAGACAGGCUAGCUGUGUGUAAAUGAGUGAGUGAGUGAGGAAGAGGAGAGGAAGGUCGUCUGAGGGACCGAAAACAAAGACUUCAAUUUUUGGGGAUAACCUCCGGAGCAUUACAAACGGAAACUUUCAACUUUUUACCCGCCACAGCUCGGCUUGUUGUGCCCGGAGCCGGCUUUGUUUCACGGCGGGGGUGUCUGCGAUAAAUGAAGGAAUAAAAUAGACCCAGAUCGACCUUUUUCUAACCAAGCGGGCAAAAACCCUGGGACUGUUUUUGCUAAAGGUUACGAGAGAAUGACGGCCAACAUGUACCGAGUGGGAGAUUAUGUGUACUUUGAGAACUCCUCCAGCAACCCUUACCUGAUCCGGAGAAUAGAAGAACUCAACAAGACUGCCAACGGCAAUGUGGAGGCCAAGGUGGUGUGUCUGUUCAGGAGGCGAGACAUCUCAGGCAACCUUAACACUCUGGCUGACAGCAAUGCAAGGGAGUUUGAGGAGGAGUCGAAGCAGCCAGCUCUGUCCGAACAACAGAAACACCAGCUCAAACACAGAGAACUCUUCCUCUCUCGACAGUUUGAAUCUCUACCUGCUACACACAUACGGGGUAAAUGUAAUGUCACCCUCCUCAAUGAAACAGACGUCCUGGCCGGUUACCUGGAGAAAGAGGACUGUUUCUUCUACUCGCUGGUGUUCGACCCAGUGCAGAAGACCCUGCUGGCUGACCAGGGUGAGAUCCGAGUGGGUUCCAAGUACCAGGCAGAGAUCCCUGACAAGCUAGCCGAGGGUGAAUCAGACAACCGAAUCCAGGAGAAGUUGGAGACCAAGGUGUGGGACCCCAACAAUCAGCUCAAAGACCCUCAGAUCGACCAGUUCCUGGUGGUGGCAAGAGCUGUGGGGACUUUUGCACGAGCCUUGGACUGCAGCAGCUCCAUCCGCCAGCCAAGCCUUCACAUGAGCGCCGCUGCAGCCUCCAGAGACAUCACACUGUUCCAUGCUAUGGAUACGCUGCAGAAGAACAGCUACGAUCUGGCCAAAGCCAUGUCCACCCUGGUGCCUCAGGGGGGUCCAGUGCUCUGCCGUGAUGAGAUGGAGGAGUGGAGCGCCUCAGAGGCCAUGCUGUUUGAGGAGGCCCUGGAGAAAUACGGCAAAGACUUCAAUGACAUCCGCCAGGACUUUCUCCCCUGGAAGUCUCUUGCCAGUGUGGUUCAGUUCUACUACAUGUGGAAAACUACAGACCGCUACAUCCAACAGAAACGACUAAAAGCAGCAGAGGCAGACAGCAAGCUGAAGCAGGUGUACAUCCCCACCUACACCAAACCCAACCCCAAUCAGAUCAUGGUGCCAGGCAGUAAGCCUGGUAUGAAUGGAGCAGCUGGCUUUCAGAAAGGACUCAGCUGUGAGAGCUGCCACACUGCUCAGUCUCCUCAGUGGUACGCCUGGGGCCCUCCCAACAUGCAGUGCAGAUUGUGUGCCUCAUGCUGGAUCUACUGGAAGAAGUAUGGAGGCCUGAAGACCCCCACUCAGCUAGAGGGUGCUGCUCGAGGAGGCUCUGAGACGGGCCCCCGUGGUCACAUGACUCGUCAGGAGGUCCAGGGCUUGUCACCGUUCACCCGCAACGAGGGUCGAGCCAAACUUCUGGCCAAGAACCGCCAGACAUUCAUCCUGCAGACCACCAAGCUGACACGUAUUGCCAGGCGGGUGUGUGAGGACAUCCUGCAGCCACGCCGCGCUGCACGGCGGCCCUACGCCUCCAUCAACGCCAAUGCUGUCAAGGCUGAGUGUAUGAUCAGGCUGCCCAAGGCGACAAAAACCCCUUUAAAGACCAGAGUGGUGCCUCGGCAGUCACUGGCCAACAUAGUGCAAGAUUUAGCCAUCUCAGCUCCUCUGAAGCUCAAGGCAUCUAGAGGUCCCCCAACGCCCAUCAACAGGAACCAGGCCAGCCAGCCACGCGUGGGACAAAGCCUGCUGGGAAAGAGAGGCUUCGAUAGCGCUUCAGGGGUGCCAUACCCAGCCAAUGGGAGGCCGUAUGUUUCAGGUAUGAGGUCCUCCAGCCAGACGGUCAUCAAGCGGCAGAAAGUCAACCAAGGAGAGGCGCCCAACCCGGUGGUGUUUGUGGCCACGAAGGACACCAGGGCUCUGAGGAAACAUCUGACUCAGUCUGAGAUGCGCAGAGCAGCGAGGAAGCCUCACAUCCUGGUCCGGAUCAAGUUGCCGCCGCCGCCCCCUCGUUCCCUGGCCAUGCCCCUGCUCCCCUCCAGCACCAGCGAGCCCAUUGUCCUGGAGGACUGAAGGGAUGACGGCCAGGGUGUCUCUGAACAGGACAUGGGGGUCGGGUGGGAUUAGGGGAGGGUCUGUGCUCAGCACAGUGCGCCAUACCAGUAGUCUUUAAUUUCCCCUCUUUUCAGUGUCAUGUUCCUUUAGUCCUCUGUUACUUCCCAAAACUUGAUGUCUCACACUCACACACACUCUUACACUGUACAUUUCCAUCAUAUGAAACAAGCAUCUACUUACAUCAACACACUGACACACACACACCUUGGGCUUUGUAGUAUUUUAUUCCAGACCCUGAAUUCUUUUGCUUCUCUUUUUAAAGCCACCUGUUUUUAAAUGUGUAAUUUAAAUCAAGAUAUUUCUCAUCCCGAUACAAUGAUAAAGCACACUUUGUGUCGUCCCCUUCCCCACUCUCUCUAUUUUUAUGUAAAUAUAUGCAUCAAUAGGGGGCGACACCUCCACCAAGAGAUGAGAAUGAGAGACUGAAGGCCGACUCGAAUUUGAUCCAGAUUUCACUCAAACACUCCGUGAUCAAUGUCUCGGUUUUCAGUGUGUGUGUAACUGAACAGAGCCCAGGGCAGGAAGCUAUCUGACUGUUAACGCCAGAUCUUUGUCGGUGCACACAUUCAGAGCCAUCAGUGGCAACGUUAACUUUCUCACUGUCAUGUUACCUGUUCAUUAAUCAGGGUAAAUACACGGGUCACCCAAGGUCUGCACCUCAUCAUAUGGACGGAUUUUAGUCAUGAAAAUACUGAGUGAGCAAGAAGUGAGUUGGUGUAAGAGCGGACGAACGAUUAUGGAGAACAUGCAGCCAGUUUGUUCUGAACUAACAGUAGCAUUUUUACAGUAAAAGCACCAUCACAUUUGAGUAUCAGUAUCAGACAACAUCAUAUAUUUGUAAUUAAUCAAUGAAUUGUCCAGUUUUGUCAAAACAUGUGAAGACUACUUUAGGGAAAAAAGCAGGUAACACUGCACAGCUUGGAUAAAAGUUUGAUAGUAUAAGGAAAUAAUGAAGUAUGCCAGUGUAAUUACCAAGGUAAUAACUUCUAUGAAUACUCGGGUGAAUCUGGAUGACAUUAGAUGUAAAUUUAUCUGUGUAAGGGUAAUAAUGGAGAAACAAUACAGUAACCUGUAACAGAAUUAAAAUGUUUAUAGUGGUGCAAUAAUUGCAUCAAAAAAUGAUAAAUUUCUCAUCUUAUAUUCCAGUACAUGUUGUUAAUACCAACAUGUUUUCUGCUUAUUACCUCGUUAAUUAUUAAGCUAUUAUCCAACUAUUAAAGCGUUAUUACGAAGCUGUAAGGCGAAUAAAAAGGUCUGGCAUCACCGGGAAAGGAUCAACAUUCAUAUCCUUAUCAAAACAAAGUUAAACACCACUGCUCAAAUUUGGACAUUUUAGCUCCAAAAUAAAAAAAAACAAAACAAAAACUGCUAAUUCUGUCACCAUUUUGUCAGUUUUGUAAAUAUGACUGUUAUUUUUAAACAAUCAGAAAUUCCAAAGUAGCAAAAAAAAAAAAAAAAAGUAUAAUGUCAAACCUGACUAGAUUUAUUACCUUGACUUGACAAUUCCUGAAUUCUGUUUUGUGCUCACGUGGUAAUUUCAUACCUGACUUCCGUACUUUGCCAUCAUUUUUCUAAGAGGUUAAACAAAGUGAUGUUGUCGCAGUUUCUCGACUCUUGUCCUGUUAACUUCACCCGAGUCGUCAUGGGGAAGCAAAGGGGGCGGGGCCUGUAGCUUAAAGAGGUCUGUAGGUUUACGCUGUAGGAGAAAACUUGUGUAGUUUUGAGAAGAAAAAAAAAAAACGAAUUUGCGGCAGCCGUGGAUUGGUACGGCGGGAGAAACACAUUUGGCUUUGAGGUGCUUACGUCUGUGUCCAACUGAAGCCAUAAUGUUCUGAAACAAGAAGGUGACGUUAGACUGAAGAUGCAGCGUUUUUAAGAUGUACCGUUGUGGUCAGGUUGAAUGAAAGUGAAGCGAUUACGUUACUAGUCAGACGUUCUGUCGAAGCAGCAGCACUAUGUACGGAGGAAGACUCGGGCCAAAACGUAUAAACUUGAUGUCAAUAUUUGGUCAAAUUGUUCUUCUUCAUUUGGCCUUAAUCCUUCCUGUAAAUGUUAAAUAAUGCAAAACGUGGUAUUUGUGAUUGGACGACGAUUUGAAAGGAAUCUCAAACUGUCCCCUGUGCUCUCAUUGGUUUAUUUUAGUCCCCUAUUUGUACCGUUAUGGAAGCGCGAGUAAUAAAAGCGAUAUAAAUUGGAUCACUAUAAACCCUCUGUUUCCCUUAACUCGAAGGGGUUACAGUGGUUUUAUACAGAAGUUCGGUCCCAAUGUGGGCUAGCUAAUAUUUCUCAGACAAAGAAAUUGAAGUGUUAAGUUUGUAGCAAAUACUAAUCUGUGUAAAGAAAAGUGGAAAACUGGCAUAUUGGAAACUUUUUUUACAACUGAAGUGUGAUAUUCUGCUCCAUAGUGGUGGAGAUGGCUCUAAUAGGCGACUGUACAUGUGAAACAUUGCUCUCCUUCAUGUGGGUGGGUGGGCUGGUGGGCGGGGAGGGGGGCGGGGUGACAACUAAAGGGACGGGAGCUUCGAUUUUUCUAUGACGGAGAGACAAACAUGCUACAACUGAAGCUUUUUCUCAAGUGUUUUUUAUUCCAAUGUCUCUGUAUCCUUUAAUGUAUCUUGAUAAGAAAAGAAAUAAAGAAUUUUUUUUUU
Sphaeramia orbicularis (orbiculate cardinalfish) is the source of this 5047-nucleotide messenger RNA. RefSeq names its product metastasis associated 1 family, member 2 (gene mta2). Bases 363 to 2357 code for a protein of 664 amino acids. Gene Ontology annotation, molecular function: transcription coactivator activity; chromatin binding; histone deacetylase binding. Gene Ontology annotation, cellular component: NuRD complex; nucleoplasm. Gene Ontology annotation, biological process: negative regulation of transcription by RNA polymerase II. The record is from RefSeq and is a predicted model, not a curated record. NCBI's taxonomy places the organism in Eukaryota, Metazoa, Chordata, Actinopteri, Kurtiformes, Apogonidae. The transcript has 18 exons.